Etheostoma cragini (Arkansas darter) is the source of this 7676-nucleotide messenger RNA. It is a transcript of the gene cenpe, whose product is annotated as centromere protein E. Lineage: Eukaryota; Metazoa; Chordata; Actinopteri; Perciformes; Percidae. Gene Ontology annotation, molecular function: microtubule binding; ATP binding; plus-end-directed microtubule motor activity. Bases 199 to 7674 code for a protein of 2491 amino acids. The record is from RefSeq and is a predicted model, not a curated record. Gene Ontology annotation, cellular component: microtubule. Gene Ontology annotation, biological process: microtubule-based movement; mitotic cell cycle. The transcript has 53 exons.
UUCACCAAUCAAAACACAGCUCAGGUUUUUAAACGUGCAAAGCGGUCUAUUUUGCGUCCAUGUAGCGAAGAGGUUCACACCCUUUGAUACAUCCAAGAGUCACUCACUAGCUAGUCGUUUUCAGUUUAUUAUCAUUUAUCGAAGAUGUAUUAGUUUGCCAGUGUUUGUAUGAUUGGUGUGUGACUAUUAAAAAGGAAGAUGACAGAAGAGUCGGCAGUUAAAGUGUGUGUUCGAGUCCGCCCGCUUAUUGAAAGGGAGGAAAAGGCUGCAUCAGAAAAUGCAGAGCCUGUCCAGCUGUUUUGGAAAACGGAUAAGAAAUCAAUUUAUCAGAUUGAUAAUGGGAAUUCAACCAAGAGCUUUGGUUUUGACCGAGUGUUCACUUCAGAUGAAACAACCAAUCAGCUGUACCAGGAAAUUGCAAAGCCUCUAGUCGUUUCAUCUGUUGAGGGAUACAAUGGAACCAUAUUUGCUUACGGUCAGACUUCUUCUGGAAAGACAUUUACCAUGAUGGGGAGUUCCCGUAGUCCCGGAGUGAUACCUCUGGCAGUGGAGGAAGUCUUCCAAAGCAUUAAAAAGUUUCCAAAUAAGGAGUUCCUUCUUAGGGUUUCUUACAUGGAGAUCUACAAUGAAACGGUUAGCGAUCUUCUCGUCGACAGCAGUAAGAGAAAACCCCUGGAAGUCAGAGAGACAAUCAGUAAAAACAUCUUUGUGUCCGACUUGACUGAGGAAAUGGUAACUUCUUCUGCGCAAGCCCUGGCAUGGAUUCGGAAAGGAGAAAAGAACCGUCACUAUGAAAAGACGAGUAUGAACCAGCGGAGUAGCCGCUCACACGCCAUCUUCCGAAUGAUUCUGGAAAGCCGAGAAAGGAGCGACCCAGCAUCAGGUGAAAAUGCUGAAGGAGCCAUCCUUGUGUCUAAUUUGAAUUUAGUGGAUCUAGCUGGAUCUGAGAGAGCAAGUCAAACAGGGGCUGAAGGCGCACGUUUCAAAGAAGGUUGCAAUAUUAACCGCAGCCUGUUCGUUCUCGGCCAGGUGAUCAAGAAACUGACUGAUGAAAGCCAGAAGGGGUUCACCAACUACAGAGACAGUAAGCUAACCCGCAUCCUGCAGAACUCAUUGGGUGGGAACGCUAAAACAGUCAUCAUCUGCACCAUCACUCCUGCGACUCUAGACGAGACCCUCAGCACUCUCCAGUUUGCCAGCACUGCAAAGAAAAUGAAAAACGACCCUUACGUGACGGAGGUGUCUGAUGACGGCGCUCUGCUCAAACGGUAUCGCAAUGAAAUUGUAGACCUCAAGCGACGACUUCACGAGGUUUCUUCAGGCACACAGACUACAGCGACGGAGAAGAAGGUUCUCUCCCAGAUGCUCCAAGAAAAGGAUCAGCUCCAGAGAGAACAAGAGGACCGGAUCAGAAACCUGACCAAACUGCUGGUCACAAGCUCAAACCUGGUCCCUGCUCAAAAGAUGCCAAAACGCAGGGUAACGUGGGGAGGAAAGAUGAUCAGACUUGGCCGUCCAUCUGCAUGUGAUGGUGGCUCAUCUGAUCUGAGUUUUGCUGAGUCUUUCAAUCGCAAGAGGAAGGCAGACCGCUCCUGUCUGACUGAGAUUGGUGAAGAUGAUGAUGACUUUCAAUGGGAGAUUCCUGAUGAGCCUUCCUAUGACAUGGAGAUCAGUGAGAAUUCUGUGUCUGUUCGAAGGUCUGAUGAAAGUUGUUAUGACAGUCCCAAAGACUUUGUGUCUCCAGACCGUAUGCGUGAGCUUUCAGGGAAAGUGUCUGCCCUGGAGCUGCAGCUGGAAAUGGAGAGUCAACAGAAAGAGGAUGCCUUGACAAAGGUAGAAUCCUUACAAAACAGAUUGGCAGAGCUGGAGCUGCAUCUGCAAACAGAGGCCCUGCAGAAGCAGGAGGCCCUGGAGAAAAUGCAGACUAAAGAAAAGAAUGUGGCUGAACUGGAGCUGCAGAUACAGUUGCAAACCGAGGCCCUGCAGAAACAGGAUGCCCUGGAGAAAAUACAGACAUCGGAUCAGAGGGUUGCCGAACUGGAGUUGCAGCUGCAGCUACAGACGGAGGUCCUGGAGAAUUCCCAGACAUCAGAUGAGAGGCUGGUCCAACUGGAGCUGCAGCUGCAGACAGAGGCCCAGCAGAAACUGGAGGCCAUGGAAAAGGUGGAAAUGUUGGACUUAAGAGUGGCAGACCUGGAGAAGCAGCUAGAAGAACAGAGCCACACUCUGAAUAACACUGACCUGAAACAGAUGAGAAAAGACUUUGCAGAAACACUCCAGCUGUGUGAAGCUCUGUCUACAGAGAAGGACUUGAUUGUUGCCGAGCGAGACUAUCUAAAACAAGAGAUCAGCAUGUUCAUAGAGCAGACUCAAAGUCUGGAGAAAGAGAAUGCUGCUCUGACACAGGAGAUGACGACGAAGAGAGACUUGGACGAAUUCAAAUCUCUGGAGGAGGAGUUCAGGAAAGAGCAUGAGAAUGAGUUGCAAAAUGAAGUAUCUCAGUUGAAGAAGACCGUCGAAUCCUCUAAACUGCAAUGCCUGGAGCUUCAGAACAAACUAGAAACUUUGUCUGAGGAGCUGAAGAAGAAAACAGAAUUUGCAGAAGAACUUCAGAGUAUGAGCGGUAAGGACUUGGUGCAGGAGGUGGCAAAGCUUCGUCGCUCUUUGGAUGACGCCGAGGUUCUCAGCAGAGAUACAAAGAAGGAAUGGGCUAUGCUCCGCAGUCAAAACAUCGCUACAGAGGAGAUGAAUAUGACUCUCAAUUCCAACUAUGACAAGAUGGAGGCUGAGGUGAAAAGCCUGCGCUUUCAACUUGAGACGGAGAAGUCGCACUACAGAAAGAUGCAGAGCGAUCUCCAAAAAGAGCUGAAUGUGGCAUUUGCUGAGAACACCAAGCUCACCACUCUGCUAGAUGGAAAUGUCCCAAAAAAUCUUAUAGACAGCAUUGAACUUGAGAGAACAGUGGCAAACCUGAAUGGAGAGCUGACCGCAUCUCAGGAAGCUGAGGGAGCCCUCAGAGCUCAGCUGGAGGAGCUAGCUUCAUUGCAGCCUCUUCCAGAUAAGGUGGAGAAUUUGACAAAGCAGCUGAAUCAGCUGACGGAAGAGCUCCAGUGUGUGAGAGCUGAGAAAGAUGCUCUCCUGUCUGAGAAGGAUGCUGGUGCUCAGAGUUCUGCAGAGGAGAUGGAAAAGCUGCUCUCUGCAGUUACUUUGCUCACUGCAGAGAGAGACCAGCUCAUGAGGGACCAUCAAAAUGUGGAGAUGGCUGAAGAGACACAAGUUCUUCUACAUUCUCUCCAAGAAGAACUCCAAGAGCAGAGGCAGAAAAACUCCGAUCUGGUGAAGCUCUGUGAGCAGAAGGAGGCUGAUUUAGGGAAACAUAUGCUGAGUCUGUCACAGGACCUUCAGAGUGUGCGAGCUGAGAAAGACGCUCUCCUGUCUGAGCAGGAUGCUUGUGCUCAGCGCUCUGGUGAGGAGAUGGAGAAGCUGCUGUCUACACUUGCAUCUCUCACUGCAGAGAGAGACCAGCUCCAGAUGGACAUGCAGGAAAAUGUGGAGAUAAUGAUUGAGAAUCAGGAGGAACUGAGGGCAGCCAUGGAGAAGAAUCGUCAACAGAAGGAGAGGAUCAAACAGCUUGAGACUGUCGUAACAUCCAAACAGGAUGAUCCUCCCAAUGAAAUUAGUGCACAGAUAGACGAGCUGCAAACACGUAUGCUGGAGAACCAGGAGGAGCUGAGGGUGUCUCAGGAGAAGAUCGGACAGCUACAAGAUGAGAUCAGCGUGCUGACGAGUCAAAAAGCAGAGCUGGAGGGCAGACAAAGCAACGGGAGUGAUGCAGAGAUUACCCUUCAAAAUCAGAUUCGGAGGCUGACUGAGGAGCUUGAGAGUGUGCGGACAGAGAGAGACAGUCUGCUGUCUGAGAGGUCGGCAGACACUCACAGUGAAGACAUGGAGAAGCUUCUGUGCAGAGUGACAUCUCUCAGUGAAGAAAAUGAUCAGUUGCAGGAGAUACUGGAGGGGGUGAGACAGGAGAAGAAUCAUCUCAGGGCAGAGAUGGAGGACAGGAUGGAAACGGUGCAAACUGAGAUGAUGGAGAACCAGGAGGAGCUCAGGGUGUCUCAGGAGAAGAUCAGAGUUCUACAAGAUGAGAUCAGCGUGCUGACGAGUCAAAAGACAGAGCUGGAGGGCAGACAAAGCAACGGGGGUGAUGCAGAGAUUACCCUUCAGUUGCAAGAGCUCCAAAAUCAGAUUCAGAUGCUGGCUGAGGAACUUGACAGUGUGCGAGCAGAGCGAGACAGUCUGCUGUCUGAGAGGUUGGCCGACACUCGCAGUGAAGACAUGGAGACGCUUCUGAGCAGAGUGACAUCUCUCAGUGAGGAGAGAGAUCAGCUGCAGGAGAUACUGGAGGGGGUGAGACAGGAGAAGAAUCAGCUCAGGGCAGAGCUGGAGGACAGGAUGGAAAUGGUUGUACAAGCCCAAAGUGGGUUUAACCAGCCAGAAAUACUGACCUCAGAACUGCAACCACAUGAUGAGAAAACGACCCGCCUUCAGCAAGAGAUGAUGGAGAACCAGGAGGAGCUCAGGGUGUCUCAGGAGAAGAUCAGAGUUCUACAAGAUGAGAUCAGCGUGCUGACGAGUCAAAAGACAGAGGUGGAGUGCAGACAAAGCAACGGGAGUGAUGCAGAGAUUACCCUUCAGUUGCAAGAGCUCCAAAAUCAGAUUCAGAGGCUGACUGAGGAGCUUGAGACUGCGCGAGCAGAGAGAGACAGUCUGCUGUCUGAGAGGUCGGCAGACACUCACAGUGAAGACAUGGAGAAGCUUCUGUGCAGAGUGACAUCUCUCAGUGAAGAAAAUGAUCAGUUGCAGGAGAUACUGGAAGGGAUGAGACAGGAGAAGAAUCAGCUCAGGGCAGAGCUGGAGGACAGGAUGGAAACAAUGCAAACUGAGAUAGCGCAGCUGAAAAUGUCUCUACAAUCUGUGACUGAGCAGAAGAGACAGCUGGAAAAUGAUCUACAGCAGAAUAUGAAUAUGGCUUCCACAACACAAGAACUUCUGACGUCAGUCCAAGAGGAGCUGUGUGCCCAGAAGCAGAUAAACUCUGAUCUGGAGAAACUAUGUCAGGAGAAGGAAUGCUCUCUAGAUCAACAGAUGAGGACUUUGACUGAGAAACUGGAGAGCAUUGAAGCAGAGAGAGACAGUCUGUUCUCUGAGAAGGAGGCCAACCGUCAGACCUCCACAGAGGAGACGGAGAAGCUGCUGUGUAGAGUGAAAUCUCUCAGCGAGGAGAGAGAUCAGCUGCAGGAGAGACUGGAGGGGAUGAGACAGGAGAAUGAUCAGCUCAGAGCAGAGCUGGAGGACAGGAUGGGAACAAUGCAGACUGAGAUGAGGACUCUAACUGAGAAACUGGAGAGCAUUGAAGCAGAGAGAGACGGUCUGUUCUCUGAGAAAGAGGGCAACUGUCAGACCUUCACAAAGGAGACGGAGAUGCUGCUGAGCAGAGUGAAAUCUCUCAGCGAGGAGAGAGAUCAGCUGCAGGAGAUACUGGAGGGACUGAGACAGGAGAAUAAUCAGCUCAGAGCAGAGCUGGAGGACAGGAUGGAGAUGAUUUCAGCCAUCCAGGAGAAGUUGAGCGAGCAGGAACAUUUGAACUCGCAGCAGCAGGCUGAGAGAGGUGAACGAGAGACCAACCUGCAACAAAGAGUGCAGCAGCUCGAGGAGCAGCUUGAAAUACUCAGGGAGAGACAAAAUCAUGCGGUUGUUGAGGCCAACACCUCCCAGCAGUUGCUCAGUGAAGCAAAUUCAACCAUCUCCGCACUCAAAGAGCAGUUGAGCAGUUUGGUUCAGAGCACCAGUGGAGUCAAGGAGACGGUGACAUCACGACUGCAGGACUCUACUGAGCAGCUUCAGGAGUCCUUCAGAAAACUCCAGCACUUUAUAGACACUUGUUCCAAGUCUAACUUCACAGAUCUGGACGAAAUACUGUCUGCCGUGAAGCGGUCUUAUCUGACCUUGCUACCGAAACCCACCGAGGAAGCCUGCAGCGCUCUGUGCCAGCUGUUGCAGCAGACAGCGCGGUGUGGGAAAAACAUUAGGACCCAAGCGCUGGGUUACAGGAACCUGUUUGAGGAGUUGGUGAAGAAAGAUUUGGCUGUGUUUGAGGAGAGGCGUCUGCAGGAUGUGCUGCUGUGUAGAGCACAGGCUCCCUGCUACUCCAUCAAAGAUGAGGACUUCCACACACUGUGGGACCACAGACUGACUGAGCUGCUGGACAAGAGGCAGCUCUACCUGCAGAAAAUGACCAGCCUUUUGGAAAAGCUCUGGGCCAACAUGACCAUUUACCCCAGUGAGCCGUCAGCUGAGAUCAGAGACGGCAAGAGGUUCAAGGAGCAGAUGCAGGCCGUGCUUACUAACCAGCCAAUCAACUUCAGCAGGAUGGACAGCAUCCUGAGAUGUGAGCUGGACCACUUAUCUGCAGUGGCACACAACUGGAGAUUGACUCUGCAGGACAUCAUCGAUGAACAGAAUGGUCUGUAUGAAGAGCUGAAGCUGCUGAUGGAUCAGGCUGAUUCUCAACUCGGAGAGGAGAGAAGUAAGACCUCCACUCUGCUUCAGGCGCUGGAGGGAGCACCUCUGAAAACAGAGCUCUCCCUGCUGAAGGACAACCAGCAACUUGUGCUUCAGCUCCAGCAAACUGAAGAGAAAGUCAAAGCUCUGCGUGUACAAACUGAGCAGCUGGCGGAUGCUCAGAUCAAAGCCAGCAGCAGGGUGUCCAACCAUAAGCAGGCUACCCAGCUGCUGCAGACUGAGCUGCAGGACUGCCGUGCAGAAGUUGAGGAGAAAGACAAGGCGAUCCAAACUCUCAGGAGCAAACUGCGAGAGUCUGAGAAAAAUGCGUCACCCAGUGCUGUUGAGCUGGAAAAGCUCCGGACUAAACUGUUCAAAAUGGAGGUGGCGUUGAGUUCAGCAUCUGAUGAACACAAAAAAGAGAUCCAGAUGAUGACAACACUGUUAAAGGAAAAGGAAGAGUCACUGAGGAAGCUCAAAGAGACCUUAAGAAGAUCACAGCAGCAAGGAGAGGAGUCAAUCCUGCAGGGUGAAGACCUUUAUGCCAGACUGACCAACCCCAGAGGUGUGGUGGUCAAGACCAGCAUUCUGCAGGAGAAGACUAAACUGGAGGAGGAAGUCAAAAUGCUUACCAUCAAAAUAACUGAGCUUGAAAGCCUGGUGUCCAGUCAGCAGACUGAAAUCACUAAGUGGAAGGGCAGAGCCAUCACGCUGAAGGUGAAGAGCAAGGGGGAGGUGGACAAGCCUUCAUUACCCUGCACGCCCAGCAAAAGAGGCCUUCCCAUGACCUCAGACCCUUCCAGCACCCUAAGCUCACCCGCCAAGUUUCUGGUUACUUCUAGGAGGGUCCUGGACUCUCCCAGGAAACCGCUGGACUCUCCAAAUGUGCUUGAAUCCCCCAAAAGCAGGUUCUUUGAUACUGCUGGAGCCUCUGAUGUGCUGUCCAGAACCCGUCCCAAGCAGUUCUUUGACAACUCCAGCCUUGGAACCGUUCCAGACAUUUUCAAUGUUCCUGACUCACCAGAUGAGAAGACUGGUGUGAGUUCAGACUGCAAGGAGGAUUUGUGGCCUAGAUCUCCAAGUGGGAAAGAAGAAAUGUGUAAAACACAGUAAAA